Camellia sinensis is the source of this 2268-nucleotide messenger RNA. Lineage: Eukaryota; Viridiplantae; Streptophyta; Magnoliopsida; Ericales; Theaceae. The record is from RefSeq and is a predicted model, not a curated record.
AUGCUAGUCACAAGCUCAUGGAAUGAUUCUCUCCAUUUCUGCCAGUGGGAAGGUGUUUUAUGUGGCCAUCGCCAUCAGAGGGUCACUGCCUUGAGUUUAGAGUCCCGUAAUUUAGUAGGUUCUAUAUCUCCUUCUAUUGGAAACCUUAGUUUCCUUAGAACUGUUAUUCUCUCAAACAACAGCUUUCAAGGUGAAAUUCUUCAUGAAAUGGGUCAGUUAUUCAGGUUGCAAGUUCUGGCCUUGACCAGUAACUUGUUGGAAGGACGAAUUCCAGCGAACCUUUCAAACUGCAAUGACUUGAGGAGUCUUCAUUUAGGCAACAACAAGUAUAUAGGAAAUCUUCCUAAAGAGCUUGGUUCCUUAUCCCAAUUCGUGCUACUCUAUAUUGAUUCCAACAAUUUGACAGGGGCAAUCCCGACUAUUUACACAAACCUUUCAUCUCUUGAACGUUUCUUGGCUCAUUUGAAUAUGUUAGAGGGAAGUAUUCCGGACUCCCUAGGCGGCCUGAAAAGCUUAACAUAUCUUUCAUUUUUCUCAAACAAACUAUCAGCUGUGAUUCCUUUAUCUAUCUAUAAUAUCUCGUCAUUGAUUGCUUUGGAGGCACCAAGUAAUUUACUUGAAGGAAGUCUUCCUCAAAAUUUAGGCCUCACUUUGCCUAAUGUUGAAGUGAUUAAUAUUUGGGGAAACAAAUUUAGUGGCUCGAUUCCAUUUUCAAUAUCAAAUGCUUCAAAACUAAAAUACCUUGACUUAUCGCUUAACAAAUUUUCUCCUGGAGUGGCUAUUAAUUUUGGAAACCUUAAGAAUCUCUCUUGGUUGAGUUUAGAUAAGUGUGGUUUGGGAACUGGGCAUGCUAAUGACCUUAAUUUCUUAACUACUUUACCUAAUUGUAGCAAAUUGAGAAUGUUGCAAUUACAGGAAAAUAAAUUUGGAGGUGUUUUACCGAAUUCUUUAGUUAACUUCUCGACAAAACUCGAGCAUUUAUCACUGGUAGCAAACCAAAUAUCUGGAAACAUUCUAGCAGAUAUUGGAAAUCUUGUGAGCCUAAAUGCUCUAGUUAUGGAUGAGAAUCAAUUGAUAGGAAGUAUUCCGACCUCUAUUGGUAAACUUGUUGAGCUUCAAGACUUGGGUUUUAGUGACAACAAAUUGUCCGGGGAAAUCCCUUCCUCUAUUGGAAAUUUAACACUAUUGAACCGGCUUUGCAUACCCCGAGAAGUAAUUGGUCUCUCAUCUUUGUCAAUAUUUCUAGACUUGUCUCGAAACUAUCUAACUGGUCCCAUCCCUGUUGAAGUUGGUAACUUGAAAAAUCUUGUUGAACUAAAUCUUUCCCAUAACAAGUUAUCUGGUGGAAUUCCUAACAACCUUGGCAGUUGCACUUCUUUGGAACGUCUUUAUUUGGACAACAAUUCAUUUGGAGGAACCUUUCCACAAUUGUUAAGUUCUCUGAAGGCCAUCGAAGAAUUAAGUCUCUCACACAAUAACCUAUCGGGUGAAAUUCCCAAAUUUUUAGAAAGCUUUCCCUUUUUGAGAAAUUUAAACCUUUCUUUCAAUAAUCUUGAGGGAGAGAAAAACGAGAAAGCAAUCUUGUGUGCCAUUGUUUAUGGGGUUUUGGGUAUCAUUUUGGCAUCAUCUAUUCUAAUCCUUUGUUGGCUUAGAAAAAAAAGAAAGCAAUCUUGUGUGCCAUUUUCUUUGAUAGAUUCUUCUUUGAAAAUAUCAUAUGGAAAUCUUCUCAAAGCGACAAAUGGGUUCUCUUUAACUAACUUGAUUGGUACAGGAAGCUUUGGUUUAGUAUACAAAGGAAUUCUCCAUCCGAAUGAAAUGGCUAUUGCGGUGAAGGUACUUGACCAACAAAGCAGAGGAGCUUCAAAGAGUUUUGUGGCUGAAUGCAAAACUCUUAGAAACAUCAAGCAUCAAAACCUUGUCAAGAUUAUCAGUGUUUGUGCAAGUGUUGAUUUCCAAGGUAAUGACUUCAAAGCCCUAAUAUAUGAGUUCAUGGAAAAUGGGAGUCUUGAAAGUUGGUUGCAUCCAGUUCCACAAGCAGGUGGUGGUGGUGCCCAUGAGCAGCCGAAAAGUUCAAGCCUCUUUCAACGAUUAGGCAUAGCGAUUGAUGUGGCUUAUGCUUUGGAUUAUCUUCACAACCAUUGUCACAUCCUAGUCAUACAUUGUGAUAUAAAGCCAAGCAACAUUCUUCUCAACAACUACAUGACUGCCUAUGUCGGUGAUUUUGGUUUAGAGAGGCUCCUACAACACCGCAACAAUGAAAUUUCUUAG